AUGGAGUUCUGUGGUCAACGAGGCAUCAGAGCUUUAUUUAUCCAGGAUGAACUUGAACUUCUGCGCUCCUGUCUGCCACUCUCCCAUGCAUCCUCUGUUGCCAUAACAACCAGCUUUCCCACACACUACAUGCACAGCCCCCCUUAGGACACCGACGGCCCACCUGGAGCCAUGGCAACCAUGCUGCUGUCACUAAGGAAACAGAUGACAAUGGUGAUGGACAGGAGGGCCCUGGAGAUGAACUGUGAUAUUGUUAAUUAAACUGUGGAGAAAGGUGUGCUGAAAACUGCAAUCCCAUUGGUCGCAGUAGAAGACAACGGCUCAGACUCUGCCCUACGCUUCCUGUGUUACCAUGGAGACCCCAGCAAGCCCAGCUUCUCAUAUCUACUGUAUUGAUUUGUGGAAAUAUAGCGCAGUGGACAAGCUGGAGAUGGAAAUUACUACAACAUGAGAGGAAUAAACAUCAAGCAUCUGGUGGAUCCUAUUAACAGCUUGUUUAUUACUGCCAGUGAUAUCCCAGGAACUACCACUACAGCUGCUCUCACAUGGAUCAAACUGUCGCAGCAUGUGAAUAAACAUAAGUUUAUGUCUGUGAAACUGAAGGAAACGGUCAAGACUCUGAUGCCCAAAGGGGAUCUCAUAACCUGUGAAGUUCCUGCUGAUUAUGCUGUCCCUGCUGUUAUGGACUUACAGGUAAAUUCCAGUAUCUUCAUAACAGUAGCAGGCAUAAGCAUGUUUAUUCUGCAUAACACAGGUCUCAAAGUCAUAACUCUAGACACCAAGGGCAAGAUCUUGUUGAGCUACAUGCCAAGAGUGUCUAACUGGGGAGAGAAGACUCUGGCCUGUGGGCUGUACCUGCUGCUCACCUGCCCCUCACACUAUAGAUACAGAAACAGAGGACUGGCUUUGGAAAGCCAGGAAGAGCUGUAAGACUGGACUGCUUGCCUGCCAUCUGUGGACAAGGUAACACACAUGUUCUCAUCCCAAGUCAUCCCUUAUUACCACUUUGCUGUGGACUUCCACAUCUGCAGGUAUCCUUCUGUGCCUGCUCUUUACAUUGUGGAAUGCUGCUACCAUGAUGCACAUGCUUGA
Molecule: messenger RNA, 1092 nt
Organism: Plectropomus leopardus (leopard coralgrouper)
Lineage: Eukaryota; Metazoa; Chordata; Actinopteri; Perciformes; Serranidae
Source: RefSeq, a predicted model, not a curated record